AUGCUCUCUGUUUUGGUGGUUUUGUUGCUGUCAGAAUACGCUCUGGGACAUGAAGUUUGGUUUUCGGAAACAUUUCCUAAUGAAUCUAUUGAGAAUUGGGUGCAAUCAACAUAUAAUGCCGAGAAGCAAGGAGAAUUCAAAGUAGAAGCUGGGAAAUCUCCAGUUGACCCAAUUGAGGAUUUGGGCUUGAAAACAACUCAAGAUGCCAGAUUUUAUGGUAUUGCACGUAAGAUCUCUGAACCGUUCAGCAACCGUGACAAAACAAUGGUUCUCCAAUUUACUGUCAAGUUUGAUAAAACUGUCAGCUGCGGAGGAGCUUAUAUUAAACUUCUUGGUUCAGAUAUUGAUCCUAAAAACUUUCAUGGCGAAACGCCUUACAAGAUCAUGUUUGGUCCUGAUAUUUGCGGCAUGGCCACAAAGAAAAUCCAUGUUAUUUUCAACUAUAAAGGAAAAAAUCACCUGAUUAAAAAAGAAAUACCCUGCAAAGAUGACCAAAAAACUCAUAUGUACACACUAAUUGUGAAUCCAAACAACAAAUACGAAGUUUUAGUUGAUAACGAAAAAGUGGAAGAAGGUUCAUUAGAAGAUGAUUGGGAUAUGCUUCCACCCAAAAAGAUUGACGACCCAAAUGAUAAGAAGCCUGAUGACUGGGUUGACGAGCAAUUUAUCGAUGAUCCGGAUGACAAGAAACCUGAUAAUUGGGAUCAGCCUAAAACGAUACCUGAUAUGGAUGCCAAAAAGCCAGAUGAUUGGGAUGAUGCUAUGGAUGGUGAGUGGGAACGUCCCCAAAAAGACAAUCCUGAAUAUAAAGGUGAAUGGACACCAAGACGUAUCGAUAAUCCAAAAUACAAAGGAGAAUGGAAACCCAUACAGAUUGACAAUCCAGAAUACAAACAUGAUCCUGAAUUGUAUAUUCUGAACGACAUUGGUUAUGUCGGCUUUGAUCUGUGGCAAGUCGAUUCAGGAUCAAUCUUCGACAACAUUUUAAUUACUGACAGUCCGGAUUUCGCUAAGCAAGAAGGCGAGCGACUUUGGCGAAAACGAUACGAUGCUGAAGUUGCUAAGGAACAGUCAAGUGCGAAAGGUGACAAUAAAGAGGAGGCUGA
Schistosoma spindalis is the source of this 1106-nucleotide messenger RNA. The record is from the annotation of a GenBank genome assembly. Lineage: Eukaryota; Metazoa; Platyhelminthes; Trematoda; Strigeidida; Schistosomatidae.